Molecule: messenger RNA, 2876 nt
Organism: Cryptococcus deneoformans JEC21
Lineage: Eukaryota; Fungi; Basidiomycota; Tremellomycetes; Tremellales; Cryptococcaceae
Exons: 3
Coding region: 71-2809 (912 amino acids)
Source: RefSeq, a predicted model, not a curated record
UGGAAAGUCUGAAAACAUCACGCCAUAUCGCCUCAAACUCCACCUCCUUUCUCCGCUCUCCCCCUCCGUCAUGUCCCCCCGACCGACACGCAAGACCCCACGCCCCGUCGCCCCCCUCCCCGCCACUGCGAACACGGUGAACGCGUCGAGCCAACUUGACAUCCAGCUCGGCACUGGCAUCGCGCGGCACCACAAUGGAGACGAAGAUGACGAUGCGGACCGGGACAGAGGAUACGGCGGGCAAUAUAGAGGAUCCGGUCUGGUUCCGGGCUCGCUGGCGGCUCAGGACGCGGAUGGAGGGGCCAGUGGGAAUUCGCCCAAGAGCCCGAGUGGGAGUGCAAGUCGGAGUGGGAUCGUGGUGAAGAGACAAGUCACGGUAGAGGUCCAGCCUCUGUCCACGAGUACCAGUCGACCAGGGGAGAGGAGGAGCGCGAGGGUGAGGGGGAAAGAAAGGGGAAGGGAUAAAAGGCCAGAUGGUGGACAGCCGGAACGACUGGAACGGCCAGUGGAACUAGCCAGUGUGGAUGGGCAGCAAGCAGCAGGACAAGGAUCAGAUGGUACGGUAGAGCACGAAGUUGAAAAGCUCGUGGGUCUCCCGUCGAGUGCGACGGAGGUUACAGGUAUCGGCCAAAAGCCGGCAUCGACAGAUGGACAGCCAAGUGCAGCCGUAUCACAACCAACAGAGUCUGGCAUUUCCGAGAACAAACCACGAGCAAAAGUAUCUAGUUCAAUAACAACAACAGUCGUAAAACCUGCCCCACCCAGGAAAUCCACGCCCAGAACCAAACCUCCAAUGCGUUCCAAGGGCACAUCCUCAACCCCCAGUGCUAACCCAGCACCUGCACUUGCACCCGCAUCAGCAUCUACGCCCGCAUCCACAGAUCCGAAAUACAAAGGCAAACCCAUCGAGCGGCGUGUUCUCCCUGCCCGAAUCCGUCGCGCAGCAGGGGGAGGUCUGGAAGGCAUGAGGGACGUGGAAGAGAUGGUUGUCGAUUGGUUACAACGCUGGGGUGAGCCCGUCACGACCCCUCCGGAUGGCUUACCCAUCCUCCUUACUACUUUACCACUCGAGAUGCUUAACCCGCCACCUGUAUUCACAUCAACCGCCUCCUCGUCCGGGCAGGAACAAUCGAGUAGACCGCCGAUAACGUUGACUCCGUCGCGUAAGAUUGAUCCUGCAUCAAUAGAGAUGGUCAGAGUCAAGAUGGAAGGCACGGAUGCGCUCGUGGAUGUGAAAGGAGAAAAUACGUUGGGGCAGGAAGAGAUGAUUGAGACGCCCGGGUGGGUGAUGGUCAAGCCUGGGGAGGAUGACGAACAGGAAGCUAGAGAAGAGCUGAAAAAUGGCCCAUUGAUUGGGACUGGGACUGGGGGUGUUGGGAAAGGUAAGGGAGUUGUCAGUCCCGUCAAGAGGUUACGGAGGAUGCACGACGAGCCUGAAGAAGAUACAUCCGACGCACACUACAUUCAGUUGCAUCGCAGACACGAAGCUUUUGAACGCCGCCAACGUCUGCGCGAAAAAGAAAAACUCCAAUUCGAGCGGUACAAACUGCGUAGCCGAAUCGACCUCUUGCGCAACUUGUCAAAACCCGCUUGGGCAUCGAUCGUAGCGACCGUCUUGGCUAGGGAUGAAGAUGGUUGGAAGAGUGGGAGAGUGAAAGUGGAAAAGGAAGGAGAGGAAUGGUUGAGGGAGAGGUUGUUGAAGGAAGGUGAAGAGGUAAUGAAACGAUAUGAAGAGCUUUUACCCCCUGAAAACCGGAAACACAAAGCCGGUGCCGGUAUCAACGCCCAGCAUCAUCACCAUCACCUCCCAACAGACGCAACUCCCAACUCUACUCGUUUCUCAUCCCCAUCCGGAUCAACAUGCGCAUCCAGGAUUCAAUCCCUUACGCCGGAACCUACCGUCCUCCCUGCGCGAGUCGCUGCUCUUCGAGACCCUGUGGUGGCUUCGACGGGUAAGCGCAAACGCUCUAGUAUGGGUGCGGGUACAAGUAUGGGUACGAGCAAAGGUCGGCACUCGUCGGCGCUGGGUGAUCGCAACAGGGACAGGAAUGAGAAUGAAAACGGGAAGCCGGAUGGGGUUGGAGAGGAGGAAGGCGACUCAUCAGGUUGGAAGAAAGUGGCCAAGGCGUGUACUAGGAAAAAGCAGAGUGUUCAAAGUGCACGACGACUGGAUGUAGAUGUAAAUGAGGGUGAAGCUCAAGUGGUGGGUGAUGGGGACGGCGAUGGCGACGACGAUGGAAAUGGAGAGCGUGCAGAGCAAUUAUGGAAAAAUCAAAAUUCCCUGCCAGACCCUAUGGUAUCCUCCCUCCCCCCACCCCAAAUCUCUCAACCCCAAGUCCCCGCCCCUCCGCCCCUACCACCACCAUUCUUCCCACCCUUCACUGCCUCCGGCCUACCAUGCCUGAUCGAAGCCGCCUCCCGCCGCGAAUCCGCCCUUCAAGAAGCCGAAGCAAGUAAAGCCAGAGCUGCCGAACCUAGAAAAGGGAGAUUGAUAAGUCGGGAGAAGACGCGGAUGAGUACAAGGUUGGGUGUGGUUAGUCCUUUUGGUUUACCGAUACCUGGCGUGGUGGAAUAUAAAUACGAGUUUACACUCACGGAGGAAGAAGAUUUCUGGCCGAUCAUAGCCGAACGUGAGGCGGCUGCGAAUAGGCAUCGAAGAGAGAGUCUGUUGGGUCAGAAUGGGUUGAGCGGGUUAGGGAAUAUGGGUACGAGUUCCAAUGGGAGCGUGCAUAACGAGGGGUCUACCCGACAGGUGGAGCAGGCUGCAGUGUCGGGAGCAGAAAAGAUGGAAAAUAUUGUUGUAUUAUAGAGAGGUUCAGCUCUCUUCUCCCUAUUUGUAUAAUGAUAUAGCAAUCAAGCAUAAUAUGGCAUACCGA